AUGUUCCAUUUCACACCGCUGCUGGGGGCCCAGUCGGACUCCUCGGCUUGUCAGAGUUUGCUAGAACUGGACAAUGGAAUCAAGAUCCUCGUUGAUGUGGGUUGGGAUGAGACUUUUGACGUGGGAAUGCUCACGGAGCUGGAGCGGUAUACACCGUCCAUCGACCUGAUCCUACUCACGCAUCCGACACUUUCGCACAUGGGAGCAUAUGCCCACGCCUGUAAACACAUACCCAACUUUUCCUCGAUUCCCGUAUACAGUACCUUUCCGGUCUCCAACCUCGGUCGCCUCCUCUUGCAAGACCUAUAUCUUUCCACUCCAAUAGCAUCAACUCAUCUCCUAGAAACCUCCUCUGCCUCGAUUAAAGCCGAAGAUUUUAGCGCACCACCCGCAGGUAGUUCCGGCGAACUUCUAGAGGGCGCACUGAAGCUUCCGCCAACCAGCGCUGAGAUCGAUUCGUACUGCACACGUAUAAUAACACUAAAAUACUCACAACCAACACCACUGCACUCGGCGGCGGCGCGCGUGAGUGGGAAACUGGGGAGUAUUACCAUAACGGCGUAUUCAGCUGGUCAUACGUUAGGCGGGACAAUAUGGAAGAUUCAGCAGGCGCAAGAAUCGAUUGUUUAUGCUGUGGACUGGAACCAUUCCCGUGAGAACUGUCUUCGCGCCGCGGCGUUCCUAUCUGGUGGUGGUGUACCUGUCGAGACUUUGGGGAGGCCUACUGCACUUGUAUGUAGCUCUAAGAACUCGGAGGUCACAAACAUUGCGGGAGGAAGAAAAAAGAGAGAUGAGAUGCUUCUUACAGCUAUUCGAAAGACAGCCUUAGAGAGAGGAGGAACUGUGCUCAUUCCCACGGAUUCUGUGGGAAGAGUAUUAGAGCUUGUCUAUCUACUAGAACACGCGUGGCGGAAAGACCCAGUGCUCUCAUCAAGGGCAAAGGGGAAAGGUAUAGGUCUUUACCUGGCUGGAAGGCGUGUCAAAAGGUUAGGACAGGUUGUUGGAAGUAUGUUGGAGUGGAUGGACGAAGGAGUCGUGAGGGAGUUUGAAGCCAUUGCCGGUGGGGAGAAGAGAGGCAAUCGAGGAGGAAACAACGAUGAUAAGAACGGCAAGGAUGGCAACAAGGCGGGGCCAUUUGAUUUCACACACCUUAACCUGAUCUCAACACAGGGUCACUUGUCGAGAGUUCUCAACGAUGGCAGUGAGCGUGGUAGGGUCAUCAUUGCAUCAGAUUCGAGUUUAGGGUGGGGCUUCAGUAAAGAAGUCCUUAUUAAACUAGCCAGCGACGAAAAGAACCUAGUAGUUUUGACUGAGCGCGCAGACGGUAAAGUUGGCUGGGCCGGUGAUCUCUGGGAUGAAUGGAAAGAAGGUGCCGGGUAUGGCGGUGAAGAGAAAAAGCCAGUUGCUGGACAAGAAAUUCUCAUGAAUGGAAAAAAGGCUCAUGUUGACAUCCCCCACCGUGUCGUUCUUGAAGGCGAAGAGCUCGACUCAUAUACACGGCAUAUGGCAGCUCAAGCUGCCCUCACCUCCCAACAUGCAUCUCUCGUCUCUUCUUCUGGGCUGCCAAACGCCGCUGAAGCCGAUGAUGAUGAUGCUUCCUCUUCUUCGGACGACGACUCUGACUCUGAGAGGCAAGGAAAGGCUCUCACCACUGCCAAUAGCAAGAAGAUCUCCGCCGCAACUGUAAUGCUCGGCGGUGCGAAUCCAGCAGGGUAUGCAGGCGGAAAGGUCGAAAUUGGAGUCAACAUCCUCCUCCGAGGCAACAAUGUAUAUGACUACGACGUCCGCGGUGCAAAGGGCCGUAACCGUAUGUUCCCCUUCGUGAUGCGGCGAAGAAGGGUCGACGAAUACGGUGAGGUUGUACGAGCAGAGGAAUACAUGCGCGCCGAAGAAAAGGCUGAAGAAGAUGCCAUCGACGAAGUAGACGCGAAAGAGGAGCGCGUUAUGGGAAAGAAAAGAAAAUGGGACGAGGAGCAGAAGGCCGGCACAGCCGCAAGGCGUCUAUCACGAGGCGCCGCAGAUGCUGGAAAGAAAAGAAAAAUGGGCAAAUUCAAGAAGGGGACUGCAGGCGGUGGCGAUGACGACGGCUACGAACCCGACGACGGUGAGCCAGAAGAAGAUGAGCCGGAGGAAGAUGAUGGCGAAGAUGAGGAAGCGCUAUUGACUAUGCCAAGUAAAGUCACAUUUUCUACGGUUGAGGUCGAAAUGAGAGUCCGCGUCUCAUUUAUUGACUUCUCCGGCCUCCAUGACUCGCGUUCCCUUCGCAUGUUGCUACCACUCAUUAAACCCCGGAAACUCAUACUUAUUGGCGGCCGGGAAGUGGAGACCAAAUCGCUCGGCAAUGACUGUAGACAUCUCCUUAGCGGUCGUGGCAUCGCAGGCCGCGGGGAUAGUACGACUGGGACAGAUGUAUACAUGCCAUCCAUCGGCAUAAAGGUCAAUGCUAGUGUAGACACCAACGCCUGGACUGUGAAGCUCUCUGAAAACCUAGUCCGUGGUCUCAAAUGGCAGAACGUACGCGGUUUGGGAGUCGUUCAUGUUGUUGGGCAUCUCAUGCGUGCAGAAGAUAGCAAAGCCGGCUCCACAGACGCGGAAGAGCGAGGAAUGAAGAAAUUGAAGACUGAGGCAUCCCCUGACGCUGAAGGCGAAAAGAAGGCACAAAACCUGGUGCUUGAUGUACUUCCUCCAGUCCUUGCCGCUGCGACAAGAAGCGUUGCGCAGCCUAUCCAUGUUGGCGAUAUCCGUCUUGCGGACUUAAGACGAGUGCUGCUGGAUGAUGGGCUUACAGCGGAGUUCCGGGGAGAGGGAACCUUAUUAAUUGAUGGAGUAGUAGCAGUGAGGAAAGGUGGCGUAGGAAAUGUUAUCAUCGAGGACGGAGGUGGCGGUAUGCUAAGGAGAGGAAAGGGCAAGGGCAGCUUUGUAGAUGUGAGAAGGCGUGUUUAUGACGGACUUGCUGUUGUAGCAGGCGGCUAA
Morchella importuna is the source of this 2973-nucleotide messenger RNA. RefSeq lists its product as uncharacterized. The transcript has 3 exons. Gene Ontology annotation, biological process: mRNA 3'-end processing by stem-loop binding and cleavage. NCBI's taxonomy places the organism in Eukaryota, Fungi, Ascomycota, Pezizomycetes, Pezizales, Morchellaceae. Gene Ontology annotation, cellular component: mRNA cleavage and polyadenylation specificity factor complex. Gene Ontology annotation, molecular function: RNA binding. The record is from RefSeq and is a predicted model, not a curated record. Bases 1 to 2973 code for a protein of 990 amino acids.